GUCCCGUACGUUGGCCUGAAGCCGUCUGUUUCCUUUAGACCUGCCGAAGGAAAUAGGUUAGAAACCUAUUAAGUGUAAAAAUCUAGAUGAGCAGCUGAGGCCGAACUUGCUUGCCUUGGCAAAGCCGUAUUCCAUUUGAAACAAUGGACUCCAAAUUUCGAAUAUAGAAUUAUUCUGCUUCAAACGUAAUUGAUUUGUUUUGGCCUUUGGACGAAAUGGCAUUUUCGUUAUCUGUAUAUAGCAGUUUGGAGAUUCCCGACCGUCCAUCUCCAGCAAUCGAGUUUCAUGCAUUGUGGGCUACCAGCAUUCACUACUUCAGGGACAUCGUGACUUCUAAUGCUGUUAAGGCUAACCUAUGGAUUUUUUGGCAAGCCAGAUUACCGAACAAGCAAUGCUUUGAUAUACUCGGUUUUCUAUCGAUGCUUCAUUCCGAAAUAGAUAGCUGCCGAGCCGACUUUCGUUAGUAAUUUUGACGACUCGAUAUCGAACGUCAAUGCUGCAAUGACUCUUUUGAAAAGCUCUGAUAGACAGAAGAACGGCACAAGUGCCGAUACUCAUUUACCGUACCGUGACACGGAAGUCAGUGUUGUCCUAUUUGGAGAUCAGGCUGUAGGAAAACGCACGUGGCUCGAGACUCUGGCCAAAGCAGCGGUCAGCUCGCAGACCUAUUACAUCGCUCACGAUGUGACUGCGCACGCAUUUAAGAUGAAGACGAACAGCCCCAUGAGUCGAUUUUCUACGUUUCAUAUCUACGUGAGACCAACGACCCCCGAACGCUCGAAUCAGUCUUGGUUAGGGGGCCUUGAACAUGGCUACACCGUGAACGCGCAGGGUUUUUUCGUUCUGUUUGAUCUAUCCAACGUCGAGAGCUUCUGGCACCAGAUUGACUUCUGCAAGAGUUUGCGAUUGUACAGAGACAUACCUGUGAUUACCAUCGGAAACGUCACUUGCAAGCACCGAAUGGCCUAUCUGCCUCCUGAACUCCACUAUAUUCAGGUUAAUGUUAGGUCUGAGCAUGAAGCCCUGCGACCGCUAACGGAAAUGAGGCUACGGCUUGGUCAGAUAGGAGAUGUCCUUCCGUGCAGUCGAGAAUCAUUGGCUGCCAUGUCUGCAAUGAAAGGCGAAAACGACGAGAAUGACGAGGAUAUUCACAAGAAGCAAAGUCCUUAACAUCUGGCCGUUUCCUGUAUUUGUAUUGUGAUUGAUUUCAUGGAAACGUCCCGUGGUGCCAAUUUGGUGCAAUUUUUUACCUGCA
Varroa destructor (honeybee mite) is the source of this 1255-nucleotide messenger RNA. Its product is annotated as GTP-binding nuclear protein Ran, testis-specific isoform-like. Lineage: Eukaryota; Metazoa; Arthropoda; Arachnida; Mesostigmata; Varroidae. The record is from RefSeq and is a predicted model, not a curated record.